Molecule: messenger RNA, 548 nt
Organism: Laccaria bicolor S238N-H82
Lineage: Eukaryota; Fungi; Basidiomycota; Agaricomycetes; Agaricales; Hydnangiaceae
Exons: 1
Coding region: 357-548 (63 amino acids)
Source: RefSeq, a predicted model, not a curated record
AAGUCAAACAAACGAUUUUUAUUUGACGCCAGACUCGGGGUUUUGGGAUAGGAUGAGAAAGGUAUGUAGACUCUUCGUAAAAGUAGCAAGGACGCUCCAAUCGGGUGGCACAUGAUCCGCGACAUCUCAUCUAUGAAAGUCUCGCGACCGAAGCCGAUGAUUGUGGUUUGCGAUCCAAAUGACCUCCGAAAUGAAGCAACUGCCUUCAAUUCGGAACCAGAGUUUUAGCCAUGAAUGACGAAAGUAUCAUCUCCGUCGCCAGGUGAGAAAGUGAAGGAAAACUUCUUCGCAGGCCAGGAAGCAUUCAAGCCAGGUGAUCUGACCAUGAUUUAACCUAUGACCGUAAUGACGACCGCAUGACGUCGGACCUGCCUCCUGGAGCACAUGGUAAAGAGAUAAGGCACGAGGCGAAGGUGACUUGCCGCAUGGCAGGUCACAGAACCCCCUGGACGCCAUUAACAAGCAUGAUGAGCGAUUAUCAAUUGCAAGUCCAGGCCAAGACAGCGGCAAAAAGAGAUACAGGCCAUUCCGGACAUAAUCGGGGGUAA